Messenger RNA from Eptesicus fuscus (big brown bat), 1758 nucleotides. RefSeq names its product potassium voltage-gated channel subfamily C member 1 (gene KCNC1). The coding region runs from base 1 to 1758 and encodes 585 amino acids. Gene Ontology annotation, molecular function: protein binding; delayed rectifier potassium channel activity. Gene Ontology annotation, cellular component: dendrite membrane; neuronal cell body membrane; axon. The transcript is spliced from 4 exons. NCBI's taxonomy places the organism in Eukaryota, Metazoa, Chordata, Mammalia, Chiroptera, Vespertilionidae. The record is from RefSeq and is a predicted model, not a curated record. Gene Ontology annotation, biological process: protein homooligomerization; potassium ion transmembrane transport.
AUGGGCCAGGGGGACGAGAGCGAGCGCAUCGUGAUCAACGUGGGCGGCACGCGCCACCAGACGUACCGCUCGACGCUGCGCACGCUGCCCGGCACGCGGCUCGCCUGGCUGGCGGAGCCCGACGCCCACAGCCAUUUCGACUAUGACCCGCGCGCCGACGAGUUCUUUUUCGACCGCCACCCGGGCGUCUUCGCGCACAUUCUGAACUACUACCGCACGGGCAAGCUGCACUGCCCAGCCGACGUGUGCGGGCCGCUCUACGAAGAGGAGCUGGCCUUUUGGGGCAUCGACGAGACCGACGUGGAGCCCUGCUGCUGGAUGACCUACCGCCAGCACCGGGACGCGGAGGAGGCGCUGGACAGCUUUGGCGGUGCGCCCCUGGACAACAGCGCGGACGACGCGGACGCCGACGGCCCUGGAGAUUCGGGCGACGGAGAGGACGAGCUGGAGAUGACCAAGCGCCUGGCGCUCAGCGACUCCCCGGACGGACGGCCCAGCGGCUUCUGGCGCCGCUGGCAGCCACGCAUCUGGGCGCUCUUUGAGGACCCCUACUCAUCUCGCUACGCCAGGUAUGUGGCCUUGGCCUCCCUCUUCUUCAUCCUGGUCUCCAUCACCACCUUCUGCCUGGAGACCCACGAGCGCUUCAACCCCAUUGUGAACAAGACGGAGAUCGAGAACGUUCGGAAUGGCACGCAAGUGCGCUACUACCGGGAAGCAGAGACGGAGGCCUUCCUCACCUACAUCGAGGGCGUCUGCGUGGUCUGGUUCACCUUCGAGUUCCUCAUGCGUGUCGUCUUCUGCCCCAACAAGGUAGAGUUCAUCAAGAACUCGCUCAACAUCAUUGACUUUGUGGCCAUCCUCCCCUUCUACCUGGAGGUGGGCCUCAGCGGCCUGUCCUCUAAGGCCGCCAAGGACGUCCUGGGCUUCCUGCGCGUCGUCCGCUUCGUGCGGAUCCUGCGCAUCUUCAAGCUGACCCGGCAUUUUGUGGGCCUGCGGGUCCUGGGCCACACGCUCCGCGCCAGCACCAACGAGUUCCUGCUGCUGAUCAUCUUCCUGGCCCUGGGUGUCCUGAUCUUCGCCACCAUGAUCUACUACGCCGAGAGGAUAGGGGCCCAGCCCAAUGACCCCAGUGCCAGUGAGCACACCCACUUUAAGAACAUCCCCAUUGGCUUCUGGUGGGCCGUGGUCACCAUGACAACACUGGGCUACGGAGACAUGUACCCGCAGACGUGGUCCGGGAUGCUGGUGGGAGCACUGUGUGCGCUGGCGGGCGUGCUGACCAUCGCCAUGCCCGUGCCGGUCAUCGUGAACAAUUUCGGGAUGUACUACUCCUUAGCCAUGGCUAAGCAGAAACUACCAAAGAAAAAAAAGAAGCAUAUUCCACGGCCACCGCAGCUGGGAUCUCCCAAUUAUUGUAAAUCUGUCGUAAACUCUCCACACCACAGUACUCAGAGUGACACAUGCCCGCUGGCCCAGGAAGAAAUUUUAGAAAUUAACAGAGCAGAUUCCAAACUGAAUGGGGAGGUGGCGAAGGCCGCGCUGGCGAACGAAGACUGCCCCCACAUAGACCAGGCCCUCACUCCCGAUGAGGGCCUGCCCUUUACGCGCUCGGGCACCCGCGAGAGAUACGGACCCUGCUUCCUCUUAUCAACUGGGGAGUACACGUGCCCACCCGGUGGAGGAAUGAGAAAGGAUCUUUGCAAAGAAAGCCCUGUCAUUGCUAAGUAUAUGCCGACAGAGGCUGUGAGAGUGACUUGA